CGAGCACUUCAGAUUUUAUCUAUAUCUGAUGGUGAAAGUGCGCAUCCAAGUUCAUGCGGAGGGCAAAACGGCUCUCAGUUUCGAAAUCCAAUAUUAUCUUUUCGAGUGCACUUUCUUUCGUCGUGUGAAGCAGUCGCCGAGGAGGGUAGGUGCCGGCAAAGUGAAUAGGCCGCGAUGGAGGGUCGGACCAAGUUAGAAUUUCAAAUCGAGGACGGGGAAACUCCGACGGCGUUCCCAGCCAGUAAAAGCACCGAUGAGCUCCUCGGAGAGUUGGAUUAUUCUCAAGCCACAAAGCGACCCCAAAUUAUUGCUGCUUUCUGUGCAACCCUGGGAGCGACAGCGUUGGGUACAAUCAUUGCCUACAGUUCCCCCGUUAUACCGGAGCUGGAAUCGUGCGACGAAGUAUGCCUGUCGGAUUCCCAAGAGUCUUGGUUUGGAUCUCUAGUGCCACUUGGGUGCCUCUUUGGUGCUCUAUCGGGGGGGACCCAAAACAGGUUCUUCGGGAAAAAGAGAACCCUCCUCAUCUGUGCCAUUCCCUUCCUCGUCGGAGGUCAGAACGUGGGGAUCAUGUUUUUGGGUCGGUUCCUGGGAGGUUUCGCAGGAGGGACGGUGAGCAUGGCGGCGCCGACUUACAUAGCCGACAUCUCCCAACCUUCCAUACGUGGAGCUUUGGGUUCCGGCUUCCAACUCAUGGUCGUCACAGGGAUCUGGUUGGGUGCCACCUUCUCGCUCGGUCUUUCUUGGAGGUGGUUGGCGGGAGUCUCGGCUGCUUUCCCUCUCGCCAUGGCCGUCUGCCUCUAUUUCAUGCCGGAAUCCCCUUUGGACCAUCUGGAGAAGGGGGAGAACGAGAAGGCUGAGGCCGCCCUUCUUUGGUUUCGCGGUCCCGAGCACGAUGUCAAGAGGGAACUGGACGAGAUGGAGAGGCAGCUGAGGAUCGCGCAGAGUCAAAAGGUGAACCUGAAGCAUUUGAAGAAUCGGGUCGUCCUCCUACCCUUGGGAAUCGGCCUCGCUCUCAUGCUCUUCCAACAAUUCUCGGGCAUCAACGCCGUCAUGUUCUACACGGAACAAAUAUUCGCAGCGGCGAAUACGGGGUUGAGCAACGAGCACUCCGCCGUGAUCGUCUUGGCUGCUCAGGUUUUGGCGACGGCAGCAUCGGCCUUGUUGGUAGAUCGAUACGGUCGGAAGUUUCUGUUGGCCAUCUCGGAUGCGACUAUGACAGUGGCAUUGGUUGUCAUGGGGACCUAUUUCUACAUACAAGAAGGGAAGGAAGACUUAGUUUUGGCCGAAAAACUGGGUGCCAUUCCCAUCCUUUCCUUGGUCCUCUUCUGCGUGGGCUUUUCCAUUGGUUACGGCCCGAUCCCUUGGCUCAUAAUGAGCGAACUGUUCGCGCCCGAAGUUCGGGGUGCUGCCUCCUCCAUCGCGACCGGUCUCAACUGGACUUCUGCCUUCAUCAUCACCUUCACCUUCGCCAGUCUCAAGGCUGGCAUCGGCUCCUAUGGCACAUUUUGGCUUUAUGCAGGAGUCUGUGCAGCUGGCACGGCUUUCAUCAUCCUCUUCGUCCCGGAGACCAAAGAGAAACCAUUCGCCGAAAUUCAAAAGCUGUUCUCCCGUGAAUAAAAUCCUAGAUCGUCUAGUCGUUAUACUAC
Molecule: messenger RNA, 1646 nt
Organism: Darwinula stevensoni
Lineage: Eukaryota; Metazoa; Arthropoda; Ostracoda; Podocopida; Darwinulidae
Source: the annotation of a GenBank genome assembly